This is a messenger RNA of Patella vulgata (common limpet), 5965 nucleotides long. RefSeq names its product myb-binding protein 1A-like protein. The transcript has 33 exons. The coding region runs from base 2 to 2986 and encodes 994 amino acids. The record is from RefSeq and is a predicted model, not a curated record. Gene Ontology annotation, cellular component: nucleolus. Gene Ontology annotation, molecular function: transcription corepressor activity; transcription factor binding; sequence-specific DNA binding. NCBI's taxonomy places the organism in Eukaryota, Metazoa, Mollusca, Gastropoda, Patellidae. Gene Ontology annotation, biological process: regulation of DNA-templated transcription.
CAUGGCAGUGGAGCACAUGGCUGCUGAAAAUAAUAAACCCACAGCUAUUAAAACUAAAACAGAUGAAUAUGUCCUCAAAUUAUUCUGGACUUUAUCAGAAGGACAGGAUAAUGCCAGGAUCAAGGCAUCCAAUGAACUCGUGAAACAUCUAACCAAGAAGCAAGAGAAUUCUGAAGAAUCUAAAACAGAUGAAUUAUGUCCGACCUUGGUGUAUACGUUAGAGAGGUUGAUUAAAGGGCUAUCAUCAGGAAGAAAAUGGUCAAGAUUGGGUUUCUCGUUGGCUUUAACUCAGAUAUUACGAAAUCUCGACGUCCCUGUAAAACAAGUUUUAGAUUUAACAGAAAAACAUCUUCACUUCUCAUCACACGACCAAAAACAGGAAUGUGGAGGGUUGAUGUUAGGUCAGGCUUUUGUUUAUCUCAGUUUGAUUCAGUCACAUAGAUUGAUAAAGGGAGAUGGUAAAGAGUAUGGGGGAGAAGUUAUUAAAACUUUAUUUAAACUUUGUAAAGAGAAGAUGUAUUUACAGUCGAUCUGUUCACAAGGUCUAACAUUACUGAUACAGCAGGCCAGUAGUAAAAUAUUUAAGAAGAGAUUAUUACCAUGUUUACAAGAUGAGUUAGAUAAAGGAUGGAAAGGCUGUACUAUAAAUAGAUUAUUGAUAGCUCUAGUAUCUACUAUACAUCAUGAGGAUUGUAUGGAAGAAAUAUUAGAAGAACAUUGGACAAAUCCGAUUGUCAGUAAAAAGAGUUUCACAUUUAUUGUAGAAGUUUUAAGGAAUUGUAGCGUAGAGAGUAAAGUUUAUGUUCAAGUUUGUGAAUUAUUGGCCAAACUAUCGGAAACAUCUGUUGAUAGAACAUGGCAUGGUGUAGGAGCAAGAAUUUUAGAGGGUAAUCAACAACAAAAACAGAUCGCAGGGUGUUUAUUAAAUAAAUUACUAAUAGUUACGUCGUCGCCUGAACAGAUUGAAGAGUUAUUAAAUCGAAAAGUUCGGGAGUUUUUGAUUCUGUUUCCAGGCAGUAUUCAUGUUAAACAGACUAAAGAUGAGAUUCUUAAAGCAAUUGUGGAUAAAAUCCGAACUUGUCAAGAUGUUGAUAUAGAGAUGGCCUUAGUUAGAUCGUUACUCCGGGAUCCAGGUGGACCAGCGAUUGACAGAUCAACUAAAUCACAGACGUUGUCACAGGCUAUUAAAUCGUUAUCAGAAGAGGGUUUUGAUCAGUAUUUUAAAAUGGUACAGCAAAUUUUUAUGGAAGAGACAGUGGAAGGUUUUACGCCAACUGAGUGUUUACGAAUUAAAAAGAAGGCUGUGUUUUUAUUACGACAGAAAACUUUAAUGGGUGAACAUCAGACUGCGUUAAUAAAACAGCUGUUUGUACAGGGUUAUUUUAACGUAAUAACUCCUUCAACUAAAAUAUUAUAUUGCAAGAAUAAAGUUUCCUACGAUGAAGAAGAGUUAAAGAUGAUGCAGAAUGGUUAUUUAAAUUGUGUAGCUAACUUUCAUUCUGGUUCCAUGGUUCAAAGUACACACAGAAAGAAAUAUUUACAAUUGUUGAUAGAAGUUUUUAAUUAUGCACAGGAAUUAAUGUCUAAUACAAAGAUAGUUACAACCAAGAAGAAAUUAUCACAGAAAGAACGAGAUGCUUGGAAUAAAGUUGUAGUUGUUGUUAAAGAAAUCACUGAUAAGGUGGAAGAUAAAAAGAAAGUAGAAGAUGACGCCUUCCUGUUUUUAUUUAUACAUUUUGCUCUACAAAUUUUAACAGAUUCAACUAAAUUAGAUCUUUCAUUAUUGGAGGAUGUACAGAGUUGUUAUAAGAAAGCUUUCUUAAAGAAGAAACCUGGUGAUAAAAAUACUUCAGAUGAACCUGAAUGGAUAGAAGUAAUGACAGAAGUGUUAUUAAAUAUGAUGUCCCAUUCGUAUCAACUAGCACGUGUCAUGUCAAGCACCGCAUUUAAACUUUUGGUUGAUCAUGUGACACCUGAAACAGUCGAACAAAUUAUUACAGUUAUGUUCUCCAAGAUGGGUGAUGAUGCUGUUAACUUUAUUGAUGAUGAAGACAAGAAUGAUGAUGAUGAUGAUGAUGAGGAAGGAGAAGAAGAUGAGAGUGGAGAUGAUGAUGAUGAUGAUGAUGAUAGUGAUGAAGAGAGCAGUGAGGAGACGGAUGAAGAUGAAGAAGAUACAAAGCCAAAUGGUAAAAAAGUAGAAAAGCCAUCUAAGAAACUGAAAAUAGAUGUUAAAGAUUCUAAAGAAAAGAGUCUAAAAUCUGAAAACGCUGUUAAGAAGAAGAGUGGAAAACGAGAGGAUGACGACGAUGAAAUGGAAGAAGCUGAAGAUUUUAAUGAAGGAUUUCGUCAGACAGUCAAGGCAGCUCUUGGGGUGGCUGCUGCUGAUUCUGAUGAUGAGGAAUCAGAUUCAGAUUUAAAUGAUAGCGAUAUGGAGAAGAUGGAUGAUAAAUUAGCCGAGGCCUUCAGAAGUAUGCGAAAAACAUCGAGAAAAAAAGUUGGUGUUGAAGCAGAGAAACAGUUUAUAGCUUUUAAAACAAGAGUAGUAGAUUUAAUACAGAUAUUAGUCAAGAGUGAUAUACAAGCUCAAAUUGCUGUGAGUUUGGUUUUACCGUUGUUAAGAAUUAUGGAUAAAUCAAAUCUUAAAGAUGGACAGAGAGAACUUCACGUAAAAACGAAAAAAUCGUUUGAUAUUCUCUACAACCAAAAACAUAUGAAGGGAGCAAGUGAAGUAGAUAAAGACUGGUUAUUCAAGACUUUACAAGAGAUUGUCCAGUUCAGUACAAAAGCUACAGAUUUGGUUUUAGUCAAAGAAAUAUCCAAUGCUUGUUUAUAUAUUAUGAAGUUGUUGUUGUUAGAUGAUGAAACGCUGAACCCGACGAAACGUGAUGAUACAAAAUCUAAGAAAAAGAAAUCAGAAAAUUACAGAGAAAAGGUUGUUGAUUUUCUGAAAGAGAAUUUAUCAUUUUUCCUGUAUAAUAAAAAGUAAGUUAUAAUUGAGUGAGGUUAUAUUAUAGAACUAUAGGUUUUAUAUCUGUAUAGUUAUCAGUUAGUGAUGUUAUUUUAUAGAACUAUAGGUUUUAUACCUGUAUAGUUAUCAAUUAGUGAUGAUAUUUUAUAGACUGAAAUUUAUUUUACAGAUAUGCCAUGUUAUUUAUGAAACAUUCUCAUGAAGUCUGUGAUAAAGAACAGAUAAAUGAGAUUAUAGAGUAUUUAUGUACAAAAUAACACAAUUUAAUUUAAUUAAACAUAUGUAUUUAUGAAACUGUAAAUAAUUGUAAAAUUAAUGAAUUUAAGAAUCCCCGCUCAACAGAAAACCACAACAGACUUGUAGAAGUAGAGGAUCGUUUGAUAAAUCAACGUUUCGGGUGUGGUACCCUUUAUCAAGAUUCUGUAAAAUAAUUGUAAAAUUAUUGUAAAUUUUAUUAUUAGUAUUACUAACAUUAUUAUUUUUAUCACAUCUGUAUGUAUACCUUUGUGUAUGAAAUAAAUAUAUUAUUAUUAACCACAUAUGACAUAUUCAACUUGAAUUGCAAUUAUAUAUCUGAGAAACGAUAAGCUUUGUGUAUGUAUUUAUAUAUUUGUAUUUUCCAGAGAUUAUCGUUUCCAUCCAGGAUUUUUUAACAACAUGUUAGAGAAAUUUCCGAAAUUAUUUUGGUUUUUAAAUGUUACAUUGUUGGAUGUUCUGCAGAAUGAAAGAAUAAAAGUCUAUAAUAAGACAUUAGCAUGUGGUUAUAUGUCAACCUUGUUAGUUAAAAAACCAUGUUUAGAACUGAAAUCUGAAGAAUGGAAGAAAUUUGAAGAUGCAAUUUUACCAGUCUUAAAAAAGUUUAUUCUAUCAUUUGAUGUGAAAGAUAAUUAUAAACCCAAAUUUCUACAGGAAAUCUUCAACAUUUUGUUUAAAAUGAUUCAAAUUUCACCACAGAUUAAAACAAAAAUAACAGAUGAUAUGAGAGAGAAGAUUUCCAGUUUAAAACCUAAAUUCUGUAAAAAUACACGACAGGCUUUCCAUAGAUAUAAAGGUGUGCUAGAUGAGGGUGUAGGAAAACGAUCCAGACGACAGGAGCGACACAACAGUCAAGACCGUAAGCCGAAACCGGUCGAUAAAAUAAACGGAGGUACGCCGCAUGUUAAUGGUGAUCACGAAGCUGAGGAGAUCGUGAUGGCAACACCGAAAAGUUCCAAAAAAUCCAAGAAAAAACAUAAAGAAAGGAAUGAUUCAGAAUCUGAUAAACAAAAUGAAAACGAGGAUGAUGAAGUUUCAAAGAUGGACGUUGAAGAAGAAAAAAAUAAAACUGAAAUUAAGAAAUUGUCAAAAAAGAAAAGAAAAAGUGACGAAUUUGCAAUGAAUGGUGAAUUGUCUCCCUCUAGUGAGAAAAAAACAAAACUUUCCAAAUCAUUUAACUUUGGUGUUCAAGAUGGCGAUUCUACGACAAAGAAACUGAAUAAAAAAGAAAGAAAGCGUAAAAUUUCUUUAUAGUUUUAUAAAAGAUGUUUUAUUGCUCAAUAGUCGUCAGAGAUCAGUGGUUGUUUGUAGUUUGUGAAACCAGUCAAUAAUCAGGGGGGAAUAAUUCACAGAAUGAUUUAAGAAUACAUCCCUUUCAUUGGUUUGGUGUUAUUAAACUAUGUUGCAUGACUUUAGCUCAGCCAAUGAAAAUGCUGUAUCCUUACUCUUAGCCAAUGAAAAAGCUGUAUUCUGGAAGUAUUUCCACCCCAGAGUUCAUAUUUGAGCAAUUUUUUUCCAAAAAGUGUUUUUUCUUGCAUUGAGAAUGACCAACUGAGAAAUCUUUAUGUCAGUCAAUUUGCAUAGAAAUAGAAAUGUUUGAAUUUUUUUUGAAAAGCAAAAUGUACAACAGUUUGUAUUUUGUUUCUGGUUUUAUUUGUUUAAAACUUGAAAUAAGGGAAUAAAACUAAUUUUCUACAUUUGUUAAUAUAAAUUUAAGAAGCAUAAAAAGUUCUGUCCAGCUAAAUUUUUAAAUAAAACCCAGUAAAUAACAGCAAUCAAACCUCAUAUAUGGCAGAAAAUUUGAAGUGCCUGAAAAAUAUUGUAGUAGGACCACACGAAAAUAGGCAGAGAUAGGCACUCUUCUCAAAAUAUCUCCAUUCAUAAUUUUUGCCUUGAAACUUAAAAACAACAACAUUACUUGCAUGUAUUUAUCAGAAUCCUGAACAACUGAAAAUCAAGUUGGUUAUAACCGAUUUACUUUAGGAAAUGACAUAUUAUAUUGUUUUAUAUUUAAUGAAUUAUCAGGGAAGGAUGUAUUAAGUAGUACUAACUGGGUCCAUAUAUAGUAGACAAAACAUUCUCACACUUAUGGAGAGAAUUUACUCAACUUUCAAUCACUGUUUAUGAGAAAUAUCUUUGAUCCAGAAACACAAAACUGUGCACAUAGUUUCUUAUUGAUGUAUUUGGGGGGUUGGAUGGCUGAAUGGUUAGUGUGCACGCGCUGUAUCAUAAAGUCUGUCAUUGAGUCGACUGGCGUGGUUUCGAAUCCCCGGUUGUACGUGACAAGGAGUAGGCUCGCCUGUCCAACCUCGUGGGUUUUCUCCGGUUUCCUCCCACUGCUAAAGACCCCAAGCGAAUUAUUGAAAUAAAAUUAAAACCAUAUGUUAGUCCCGAAAUGACCUAGUUGUGUCGAGUGGACGUUAAACCCCAUUUCUCUCUCUCUCUCUCUUUAUUGAUGUAUUUGAUACAUUAAAACAACAAAAGUUUUAUAAAGGGCUAUAUUUUAGUUAAAAAAGGGAAACAAUUUUAAGUAAAUUCUUAACUGAAGCCUGAGAAUGCUUUGUGAACUCGGGGCCAUGUCCUUGUUGUAAUAAACAAAUAAACUUUGUCUAAAUAUUUCAAAAUGUUGUAGACUCACCUCUAUCUUGAAUAAAUGACAAUUAAUUUUAUCAUCAGCUGAAUAAUAUUUGUUAAUUAAAUGAAAAUCUGUAAAUAAAUAGAUUGAAUAAAAUAUUAUCUUUA